AUGAUCCGGGGCAUGGAGGCGCCGAUGGCGGACAACCCGCCGCAGCCGCCGCCCGUCAUCUUCUGCCACGACUCCCCAAAGCGGGUGCUGGUGUCGGUCAUCAGGACGACCCCGAUCAAGCCCACGUGCGGCGGCGGUGGGGAGCCGGAGCCGCCGCCGCCGCUCAUCCCCACCAGCCCCGGCUUCAGCGACUUCAUGGUGUAUCCGUGGCGCUGGGGCGAGAACGCGCACAACGUGACGCUCAGCCCCGGGGCCGCGGGGGGCGCCGCCUCGGCAGCCUUGCCCGCCGCCGCCGCCGAGCACCCGGGGUUGCGAGGCCGGGGCGCGCCCCCGCCCGCCGCCUCCGCCGCCGCCUCGGGAGGUGAGGACGAGGAGGAAGCGAGCAGCCCGGACAGCGGCCACCUCAAGGAUGGAAUCCGACGUGGUAGACCCAGAGCAGAUACUGUCCGGGAUCUAAUAAACGAAGGAGAGCAUUCAUCCAGCAGAAUCCGUUGUAACAUCUGUAAUAGGGUGUUUCCACGGGAGAAAUCGCUCCAGGCUCACAAAAGGACUCAUACAGGCGAGAGACCCUAUCUGUGUGACUAUCCAGACUGUGGAAAAGCCUUUGUUCAAAGUGGACAGCUCAAAACACAUCAGCGCCUUCACACCGGAGAGAAACCUUUUGUUUGUUCAGAAAAUGGCUGCCUAAGCAGAUUCACCCAUGCAAACCGCCACUGUCCGAAGCACCCUUAUGCCAGGCUGAAACGAGAGGAGCCCACAGACGCCCUCAGUAAGCACCAGGCUGUGGACAACCAGGCUGCCGCCGAGUGGUUGGCAAAGUAUUGGGAAAUGAGAGAGCAGCGUGCCCCCACCUUGAAAGGAAAGCACGUUCAGAAGGCCGAUCAGGAGCAGCAGGACCCUCUGGAAUACCCUCAGUCUGACGAGGAGGACGAUGAGAAGCGUGGGGCCCAGCGCCGGCUGCAGGAGCAGCGGGAGCGCCUGCACGGAGCCCUUGCUCUCAUAGAGCUCGCCAACCUGACCGGAGCGCCGCUCCGCCAGUAGCCUGGACACCGGCUCUUCCACUGUACAGAAGUACUGCCCAGCGUACUUAAAAAGUAGAUCCGUGGGCAUAAGCUAAGCACCUUAUUUGCUUAUCAUAGGCUGCUAUUCUGUAGAAAUUUAUGAAGAAUGUCAUUACCCCAUAAUAUGGGGUGAGAGAGAAUUGCACUUUUUUUAUAUGGUAAUGGAUUUGUUGUAAAGUUUAAAAUAUUUUGUAAAUAUGGGACUUCUAGUACAGGGUAGAAAAAGACAUAUUGUGGGAAGCUAGAUUUUGCAAGUUUAAUGCAUUCAUUGGAAGCAGUUCUCACAGGAAGCACUUUCUGAAUAAGACACUUGUAUGAAAAAACAGAAUGGUACAUGUAGCCAAAGAACGUUGAAAUAGAUUAUUUAUAAGAUCAUUUUUAACAAUGUAUAUUAGUAUGUUUAACAAUGCUGUAAACACUGAAGCAAGCCAGAAAGUAUAAGAUAUGUGUGUAAGAUAUGUAUUUUUAAACUGCAAAAUAGUGUGCCUAUUGAGAAGUGGAAAACUGACCAUUUUGGAAGAUGUUCUAAGUUAUGGACUUUGGAAGAGAAGAGAUUUUUGAGGAUCUUGGUAAGAUGCACCGUAGUUGAGAAUUUUCAGAAUUGGAGUAAUAUCAGUCUUAUUCUAUCUUUCUGAGGCUUUACAACUCACUAUGAUAUUUACGUUUGAAAAGCACUUGGCAUCCCUAUUAUGUUAACUUGGGAACUUUUGCACAUUGCAUAUUUCUCAUUUGCUGAAAUUGAGUGAUUAAUCUUGCAAAGUCUAGGUAACUUGGUAAUUG
Messenger RNA from Neomonachus schauinslandi (Hawaiian monk seal), 1841 nucleotides. RefSeq names its product zinc finger protein 367 (gene ZNF367). The transcript is spliced from 5 exons. Gene Ontology annotation, molecular function: ionotropic glutamate receptor binding. Gene Ontology annotation, biological process: homophilic cell-cell adhesion. The record is from RefSeq and is a predicted model, not a curated record. Bases 1 to 1041 code for a protein of 346 amino acids. NCBI's taxonomy places the organism in Eukaryota, Metazoa, Chordata, Mammalia, Carnivora, Phocidae. Gene Ontology annotation, cellular component: cell-cell junction.